AGUACAGAGUGCCGAUUGGAUGCUCCAAAAUGCACAUCAAGCAGAUCGUCAUCGAGAACUUCAAGUCCUACAGGGGACACCAUGUUUUCGAUGGCUUGCACCCAGGACACAAUGCCAUAGUUGGUCUCAACGGUUCCGGCAAGAGCAGCCUCCUGGAGUCCAUCAGCUUCGUCCUGAGCGACCGCUACUACCCAAUCCCAGAAGACCAAAGGUUCUCAGUGAUCAACAACAGCCCCAUAAACCACACGAGAUCGGCCUCAGUCGAGAUAAUCCUCUCGAACGACGACAAUGUCCUCUCAGUAGACGCCCCAGAGGUUCGAAUCCGCAGGGUGAUCUCCCUCGAGUUCGACCGCAUCACCAUCAACAACGAGAGCUUCGAGCCCGCAGACCUCUUCCAGCUCCUCUCACCAGUCUUCCCCAGGGAGAAUCCUUACCACAUCAUUCGACCGGACGAUGUGGCUCAUCUAGUCACUGGCUCUGUCAGAUUCAAACUGAUCUCCACAGCAAUUGGACUCCCCGCCUACCAGAAGCGCCUGGAGGACCUCCUCUCCAAGAUCUCCAAAAAAACCGAGUUCCUCUCGCAGAAGAAGCCAGAGAUCGUCGCCCUGCGCGAGACGCUCUCCCUCACUGGAGCCAAAAACUCUCGCCUGCAGAAGCUCACCGAGAGAAAACGUUACCUGGACCACAAACUCUGCACCCUGACCGUCGGCAGUUUGACGUCACACCUUCGAAAGCUCGACGAGGAGCUCCUGAGAGUUGAAAGAGCGAAGGAAGCCUGCAGCCAACUCCCUGAGGAGCUCCAGGCGCUCUCGCUCGAAGAGUCCGAAAUAAAGAGGAAGCUCCAGGGGUUGAAGUCAGGAGAACUCCAGAGCUUCGCCCAACGACGCCAGAACCUAGUCUUCAAGAUCUCGGCCCUCGAGGAGGAGUCGCAAAUGCUCGAGGAGAUGCUGCUGAAGGCAAGAAAAACCGUUGAAGAGGCCCCCCACGAGCUGGAGGCCCACGAGGAGCAGAUGCUGGCCCUCUUCAGGAGGAGGAAAGCCCUCAAGAGUUCCCCCCAGGUCUCCAGCAAGUCCCCCCAGGAGGAAGUGCUCCUGGAGAACGAAGAACUGGAGAGCAAAGUGGCCCAGAUACUCUCCCAGAAGAUUGAAUCUGAGGAGAGGCUGAACGCCCUGGAGAAGCAGUUGAGGGCAGCAGAGCUCCAGCUCUGCGAUCACAAGAGGCAGAGGGAAAAGUUCCUGGAGUCCAGGCAGUACCUCCUGGGGGACGUGAGGGCAGCCAGCCUCCACGACGACAUCGAGGCCCUGACGAAGGACGUGACGACGAUCAGGCAGCAGCUGCAGCUGGAGGGCAUCAAGGACGUCCUCGAGGGGAUCGAGUCUGUCAGGAAGAUCCUGAAGGCCUGGAGGAAGAAGGAAGGCAUGGGCUACUUCGUUAAUGGAGUCAAGGGGGUCUUCCUGGAUGUCUUCACCAUCAGAGACCCUGGGGUGGCCCUUGCUGUGGAGGUCAGGGGUGCUGACAAACUCUUUCACCACGUCGUGAGGGAUCAGGAGGUGAUCGACGAGAUCAUGUUUGAGAAGGCUGAGCGGAAGCUGGGGGGAAUCGUUAAGUUCAUCUCCCUGAAGGAUAUCCGACGUCAGAGGGUCAGGCCUCUGACGAAGGAGUUUGAUUAUCUGGCCUCGUACCUGGUGCCUCGUGAGGAGGAGUUCAAGAAGGCUGUGGAUUUUGUCUUUGGAGAUACUGUUGUUGUGAGGAAUACGAAGGUGGAGGUGGAGGCUGCCAGGAGGUGUGGACUCCGGUGGAUCACCCGAGAGGGGAAACAGGACCGAGGGAAAGUCAGAGGUGACCAGCCAGACGGAAAUUUUUCUCUCGUAGGGCUCUACGAAUUGUACCGAGAAUCCAGAGACAAACUCGAAGACAUGGAGAUUAAAUGGAGAGGGCUCCUCAGGCUCGAGGAGCUCGACUUCAAGGUCUCCGAGGCGAGACAACACUUCUUGAGGCUUGAGUUCGACACCGAAGAGGGCUCGAUACAACUCGAGAGGAUAAACAGGGUUUACAUGACCUUGAAGAGGUCCCUGGAGGAGAAGAGGAUGAGGUUCGAGGAGUCGAGACGCAAAUUUUUGGCUGCAGGAGGGGGAAUUGAGGAGUUGGGGGGGACUUCUGUGGAUGGGGUUGAGGCCGCCAUGGAGGAACUGCGGAGGGAGUCCUCGUUACUGAGGAGAGAGCUUGAAGCAGCGACUGGGGAGAUUCGUGUUCUCGAGGGGAGGCUGGAGUCCCUGAGGACCAUUUUACUUCGUCACAGGGAGGAGAAGGACGACCUUGAGCUCUGGUCUGGGGACUGCUCCCCAGAUCUCCUCAGGACAAGACUUGCUGUCAUCCAAGAGGAUCAGAGGAGAAUCCUGGAGAGGGAGAAGGGUUGGAAGGCAGCGAAGGAGCACGUGGAGAUGAUUAAAUUUAGGGUGGAUACUCUGGAGAUGGAGAUUAAGGGGCUGAGGGAGUGGGAUCUCAACCAGGGGCCCGUCCCCUUGGUCCAGGACGCGGGGAUCUUCGAGGCAUUGGGGAAGGAGGAGUUGCAGGCGAGGAUCAGGGACCUGGGGAGGGACGAGGAGGCUCUUGGGGCUGUGGAGCCUGGUAUCAAGGGCAAGAUGGAGGCGUUGGAGGGACAUUUGAAGGCUUUGGAGGAUCUGGUGGUGAAGGAGGAGGAGAGGAAGAGGAGUUACGUGGUGGAGGUGGAGAGGAUUGAGGCGGAGAGGGUCGAGGCCUUGAGGGCUGGAUUCGAGAGGAUCAACGAGUUUUUUGGGGAGAUUUUUGGGGAGAUUGUGGUGAAUGGGAGGGCUAGGCUGUAUCCAGUGGAUGAGGAUGGGGGGGAGGUGGAGGAUGGCGAUUGGGGGAGGGUCAGGGGGGUGAGGAUGAGGGCGACAUUUGGUGGGGGGCAGGAGGUGGAGAGAAUGCAUCAGCUCUCUGGGGGACAGAAGACUGUCAUCGCUCUGACUUUGAUAUUUGCUGUUCAUAGGUUCAAGCCAGCGCCUUUUUAUUUACUUGAUGAGAUUGAUAAGGCACUUGAUGAGAGCUUCAGGGCCUCUGUGGCUGGGCUGGUUCAUGGGUUGAGUGGGAGUGCCCAGUUUUUGAUCAUUACGUUUAGGGAGGAGUUGUUGAUGCAGGCUCAGAGGUAUUUCAAGGUGACUUCGCGUCAUGAUUGUUCACAUGUGGAGGGCUGCAGUAGGGAGGAGGCUGUGGAGAUCAUUAGGAGCGAUCCUGAGGAAGAGUGGAGAGCUAUUUCUGAUUUUUUUUUGGUAUGAGUGAUUCAUUUAUCUUCAAUUUUUCCUUGAUGUUUUUUUUGGGUGAUUGAUUCUUCUAUUUUUUUCGUUCUCACUGGAACGCUUUUGUUGGAACAAAAUGAGAGUUUUCUCGACAUUUCCCAUCAGGAUCACCAAUUAAGCGGAUAAUUACAGAUCUAUUGUAAUUAUAUUUAAUUGUCACUUGUUAUCAUUGCGUUAAUGUUCAUCCCUAUUUUUUUGAGUGAGGUUGGAUGGAACUUUAGGUGAGAAAAAUGAGAAACAAAUAUUCAAUCCUUAUAAUUCAAUUUCGGUACGGAACAAUACAUCUAUUUGUACUGUAUCUUAUAAGAAACGACUGAACCUGACGUGAAAUAAAAUGAACUCACAUUAAA
Diachasma alloeum is the source of this 3667-nucleotide messenger RNA. RefSeq names its product structural maintenance of chromosomes protein 3. Gene Ontology annotation, biological process: mitotic sister chromatid cohesion. The record is from RefSeq and is a predicted model, not a curated record. Lineage: Eukaryota; Metazoa; Arthropoda; Insecta; Hymenoptera; Braconidae. Gene Ontology annotation, cellular component: chromosome. Gene Ontology annotation, molecular function: protein binding; ATP binding; cohesin loader activity. The transcript is spliced from 5 exons. The coding region runs from base 30 to 3296 and encodes 1088 amino acids.